This is a messenger RNA of Cucurbita pepo subsp. pepo (vegetable marrow), 1554 nucleotides long. It is a transcript of the gene AUG7, whose product is annotated as nuclear matrix protein. The record is from RefSeq and is a predicted model, not a curated record. Gene Ontology annotation, biological process: spindle assembly; microtubule organizing center organization. Gene Ontology annotation, cellular component: HAUS complex. NCBI's taxonomy places the organism in Eukaryota, Viridiplantae, Streptophyta, Magnoliopsida, Cucurbitales, Cucurbitaceae. Gene Ontology annotation, molecular function: microtubule minus-end binding.
AAACCACGCACGGUCAGCGGGUUAGAUCUUAGCGUCACAGAGUGGCUGAAGGAUCCGUCGACGGUUCGGUCCAGUUUGAUUCUGCUCCGAUCUGAGAGGGAUGGUCUAAGGAGAGAGAGAGAGAGAGAGCGGUCAUUGAUAUCCAGAAUUUCAAAGAGUAGAGUGACAGACGAACGAAGACGAAGAUGGCAGCGAGGCAAAUGGAAGAGAUUCAGAAGAAGCUAUCAACGCUCAAUUACCCUAGAGCCAAUGCUCCUGCUCAGUCCCUCCUUUUCGCCGGCAUGGAGCGCUAUGCUCUUCUCGAGUGGCUCUUCUUCCGUUUGUUGGGUGAUAAGUCGCCGUUCUCGCAACAAAAUAUCCAAGGAGAUGCUAUUGAUCGCGAUGAAGAGACUGGUCGCAUUCAGUAUUUAGCCGAAAUCGCAAAGUUUCUGGGCAUUACAACCAGUAUCGAUACUGAAGUUAUCCAAGGACGGGGAAGCUAUGAGGAGCGAACUGAAAUGAUCCGUCUUAUUGUCGAUCUUGUUGAGGCAAGCAUCUAUGCGGAUAAUCCAGAUUGGAGUGUUGAUGAGCAAGUUGCCAAAGACAUACAACUCAUUGACUCUAUUGCCGAGAAACAGGCUCAAAUAUUCUCAGAAGAAUGCAAGUUGUUUCCUGCUGAUGUUCAAAUCCAGUCUAUAUAUCCAUUGCCAGAUGUUUCUGAGCUGGAAACCAAGCUUGCAGAACAAUCGAAGAUACUUUUGAAUCUUCAACAGAAAGUUGAUGAUUUAGCAUCAAAGCAUGCUUACAACCCAGAUGAGGAAUAUACCGAAGUCGAGUCUCAAUUGCGUUCACACCUGGAAUCUUUUCUUGAAACAGCAAGAUCUUUCAACAUUAUUUACACCAAGGAAAUUCGUCCAUGGACACACAUGAUGGAGGUUCCACAGCUUCAUGGCUUUGGGCCAGCUGCCAACCGAUUGUUGGAAGCAUACAAUAUGCUACUAAAGUUCUUGGGCAACUUGAGGAAUCUUAGAGAUUCUCAUGCAGCACUGGCGAUUGGAUCGUCUGAAACGAUUGCUGGAGAGCCAUCUUCCGUGACAAGAAUAAUAUCCGAGUGCGAGUCUGCAUUGACAUUCCUAAAUCGCGAUCUUGGCAUUCUCUCUGCUUCCAUCACUCGUGAACGUGGCCAGCAGGGCGAAGAGAUUGUAAGAUAUCAACUUGUCUCUUUCACGUUGUUCCCUGAUAUUCUCCAGGUUUUUUGGAGCAUUCCCGAUCCAAACAUUGCCUCAAACAUGUUUAGCUUUUCCGAUCCUCGAGAACUGAAAUGGGAUUAUUAGCCGUCGAAUUCGGGUAAGAAAAUUCUCUUCUGGCUUGUUUAUCAUCAGUUCUGAACCCUUUGCCGAUUUGUCUCGUUACCGGGUUUUGUUAAUAGAAGCUAUGAAUCAUACUCGAAUUGUUUCGUGUCGAUUUCGUUUGGUUAAUAGAUGUAGAUUUUGUGUUGGUAGUUGAACAAGUUGGACAUCUUGGAGUUAUUUUGGUUUGGUUGGAUGGGAAUGAGUUUCAGCCUUUCCCCACUCU